AUGGCCAUACCUCGUGUUCUGUUGACGGGCGUCAAUGGAUUCAUUGGAAGCCAUCUCCUCUCUCUCUUCUUGGAAAAGUCAUGCUUCGUGCAAGCCGUGGUCAGAUCUGAAGCCAAAGCGAAGAGAGUCAUGAACGACUUCCGCGACUUUGAAAGAUCCAGCCUCGACUUCUCGGUAGUGCCCGACAUCACAGCGCCAGGGGCUUUUGACCAGUACAUCAAGAACGCCCAACCUCUCGACGUGAUUAUUCACGCUGCUUCCCCGUUCAACUAUACCGAAGCCAAGACACCUUCCGAUUUCAUCAAUUCAUCAAGUCCAUGUCGAUGUUCGAGUAGGCCAUCACGGAAUCCUGAGGCCGUGGCUUCAUUUGCUCCCGAGGUUGGGCGCCGUCGAUUUCUCGUCACGCCGGGCAGCAAUAGCAACCAGGAGACAUGCGAUAUUUUGAGAAAGGAGUUUCCGGAGCUGGAUGACAAGAUCCCGCUCGGGCGUCCAGGUCAGCAUGCCUUACCUGCAGGCUCUUUCAAGAUCGACAAUUCGUCGUCGCAAAAGGAGUUAGGUGUCACAUAUCAACCGUUUGAGACGACUGUCGCAGAUACAGCGAGGGAUCUGCUGGAGGUGGAAAAGACGCUGACUGCAAAGGCAUAA
Molecule: messenger RNA, 645 nt
Organism: Cladophialophora bantiana CBS 173.52
Lineage: Eukaryota; Fungi; Ascomycota; Eurotiomycetes; Chaetothyriales; Herpotrichiellaceae
Exons: 2
Coding region: 1-645 (214 amino acids)
Source: RefSeq, a predicted model, not a curated record